Molecule: messenger RNA, 2325 nt
Organism: Penicillium argentinense
Lineage: Eukaryota; Fungi; Ascomycota; Eurotiomycetes; Eurotiales; Aspergillaceae
Exons: 6
Coding region: 1-2325 (774 amino acids)
Biological process (GO): regulation of DNA-templated transcription; DNA-templated transcription
Molecular function (GO): DNA binding; DNA-binding transcription factor activity, RNA polymerase II-specific; zinc ion binding
Source: RefSeq, a predicted model, not a curated record
AUGUCUUCCGCAACACCAGCCGAGGACCCUAACGCGCGGCGUAAACGGCCAGGCCGGAAGUAUACGUCACGGGCAUGCGAGGAAUGCCGCCGACGAAGGGCCAAGUGCGAUGGCAAUCGGCCGUCAUGCUCGCGGUGUCUGGACCGUGGAUUGCGAUGCCAGUACUCCACCGCUGAAGAUGGGAGACAGCCUGCACCGAAGGCUUAUGUCGUGAUGCUGCGGAACAGGAUCGAGCUGCUGGAACGUGUUUUGCGCUCCCACGGCAUCGAUGCAGACGCCUCUGUGGCUCAGCUGAUGGCCGAGGAUGGGAUUCCGAAUCAUCAGGCCGAGCCCGAAUGGGCAGCUGCGGGGUCCAAUAAUGUCGAGGACCUGUGUGGCACCUUUGACGGCGCAUUAACCCUGGACGAGUCUUUGAACUUCGAUCAAGAUGGCGAAGUCAGGUAUUUUGGCCCUACUAGUGGAAGACUCUUGUUCCGUUCUUCAACAGGCGGCUCUCCUAAUGAGGAAUCAUAUUCAACCGAUGCGUCAUGCACCGCUUGCUCGGGAAAUACCCCAGAAUGUGCGGUGUCGACAGUCAGUCCUUGUCAAUAUCCCACGGAACAGAAUCCCAACCUCCCGGAUGAAACGUGGCUAUCAGAUGAGCUCCAAGCUCAUUUGAUUGAUUUGUAUUUUGAAUGGGAACAGCCAUGGUUUCAAAUGUUGAAUGAAACACUGUUUCGAGAAAGUAUGGCCUGUGGCGGCCGAUAUUGCAGUCCUUUGCUGCUGAACUGCAUACUUGCCGUGGGAUCACGAUAUUGCGAUCGCAUCGAAGUGCGAACAGAUCCAAAUGAUCCCAAUACGGCAGGGAAAAUUUUCAUUUGCAAGGCAGAAAGGCUUAUACAGCAUGAUUUGAGAUGGCCCAAGAUCACGACAAUUCAAUCGCUUGCAAUAAUGGGCGUGUUCUAUAUUGCAACCGGAUCUGAUGCAGCUGGCUGGCUUCAUCAGGGUAUGGCAAACCGCUUAGCUUUGGACAUGGGACUCAACAUGGACCCGGCUGUUCUUGCAGGGGCUGUCUCCUUACCGCCAAUUGAGAUUGAACUCAGAAGGCAAAUCUACUGGGCUCUUUACUGUCAUGACAAACUAUCCGCCAGCUAUACUGGUAGAGUCUGUACGUUACUGGACUCUCAGGGUGUCGUCAACAAGCCAUAUCUACAAUGCGCGACAAGCACCUUCUUGCCUUCUGCCAAAGGCAACGGCCAGCUUCGAGCGUUCUCCCAAAGGGAAGUUGUUAAACUGCAUCAGGCAAUGAUUGAUUUAUGUCGGAUCCUGGAAAAGAUCCUCCACUCACUAUGGUCACCCAAACCCCUCAUCCACGCCCAUCAACGAUCGGCCUUCUUUGACUCUUGCAUCCUCGAGCUGAAAACUUGGUACUACGAUCUUCCAUCGGAAUUGAAGAUCGAUCGAUCAACCGGGCCAUCCCGCUUUCCCCACGCCUAUACGAUGUUGAUGGUAUACCACACGGCAUUCAUUUUGCUGUGCGGUCCCUUCAUUAGCAAACAUACCCAUGGAAGCGAGAAAAAUGAGACCGGCAAACAAAAGUUCCACGAAGAAAAAAAGACUUCAGACCACUCCCGAACAGAAAAGGCUCUUGCCAGCUGCGGCUCAUCCAUCCGAGCAAUGUGUAUUGUCAUACAAAAGUAUAGACAAACAUUUGGCAACUUCAAAUUAAGCGCCAUUACCGCAACAUACUGCACCCUGUCCGCUGCCUUGACGAUCAUCGAGAAUUGCUGCACAAUGGAGAACAAGACGAAACCGAGCCCAAGCGAAGAUGGCCAGCGGAGUAUCUCGCCCCAUGUCGCUGUAGGGCUCUGUCUCCAGGUUCUCCGCGAACUGUCGACAUCGUGGAAUAUCGCAAAGCGAAUUGGCCGGAAUCUGGAGAAACUGUAUACUCAACGGUUUGGCUCGGAUCAUGUUCUCUCCCCGCCCCAAAAAUGCGAUUUUGCAGCUUACGAGGUGGCGUCAAAACUUGCCGGUGCGGAUGUCUCAUGGGAUGUUAAUGCUCCCCCACUUGAAACAUUUGAUGGGUUCUUCGAUGCAAAGAAUAUGCUGCCUGAAAAUUCUCUUUCAUUGAAUUUCGACGAUCCUGUUACAGCCCAGAAUGCCUACUUGGAUCGCAUGACUGCUCCAGCAUUUGAUAAUGCCUAUCCUGUCUCAUUGGCGAACUUUCCCAACUCGGAUGAACUGUUUGCCAAUAAUCUUGGGUUUGCAUUCUCUCCAGACUGCUUACCAAGCGACUACAAUAUGUUUGACACGCUGAACCAAAUGUACCUAGAAGAGAUGUGGUGA